Messenger RNA from Pyrenophora tritici-repentis Pt-1C-BFP, 2202 nucleotides. RefSeq lists its product as uncharacterized. The record is from RefSeq and is a predicted model, not a curated record. Lineage: Eukaryota; Fungi; Ascomycota; Dothideomycetes; Pleosporales; Pleosporaceae.
AUGACUACCAUCCACCACCCCGCUCCUCAGUCAGGCCUCACAUCCUUUGCUGUUUACCAAGACCCACACGAUCGCGAACCCAUGUCACCUACCGAAAUAUAUGCGGGGGAUGACUCCUAUCACUCUGAACGCUCGUUUGCAAUGACCGACGACGUUGCACACAGUAUCGAGCUACACAACAGUCCCGAAGACGAGCCACAGCCGUACCGGAGCUCGUACACAUCGCGAAAUUCUGUCUCGCAACCACGGCCGUCGUCGCACUAUAGCUUCGUGUCCGCCGUGCCCUCGGAUACGUCCAUCUUGUCUAAAUCAAUGCUGCCUGCCAAUGAGGCAGGUGCGCGAGCUCGCAAAGAGCGUCCGCGCUUCCGGAAUAGCGAGUCGGGACGCAAUAUCCACAUGUCGUCGCCACCGCCGGUGCUCGCACACCAAAGCUCCCACGAACGGCUAAAGGGGUCCUUCAAGUUGACGACGCCGAUUAGGAAUGGAGGAACCGAAACACCCGGAUCGAGACAGUCCGGAUCGCGAAGAAGGAGCAUACGGGAGCCGCAUAGCCCAAGGCCGACGCCGACGCCGACGCAGGCUCCGCUGGUCCUGCUGCAUGUCACCAUCUUGCCCAUGCAGUUGCCGUAUUCGCACGACAUCAUGGCUAGGAUCAUGCCCGAUUGGCUGGUGGAGAACUACAAGCUCUUGGAGGAGAAGCUGCAGGACAUUAUCUUGAUGCGGCGUGGUCUCCUCAUCCCCCACCCGCGAGACGAAUACGACCUACUCGAGGAGCGCAUACUGGAGAGCUUGGAGCUCAAGACGCCCCGCAUUCUCCCGUGCGGCCACUUUGUACCACCCGAGGACAACGACGACCAGGAAGACGAUGACGAGGUAUCGAGCGUGGCUGACGAGACGACCGGACGAGGCAGUCGCAUGAGUGGAGGCACACUGACCGAAGCGAGCAACCCCUCCGUCAAUGGUGACCACAGCACGUGCACCGACUGUCACCGCCAACUCAAGAAGCCAGGCAAGGGCAUCGGUGCCGGUACACGCAAGUGGGACAUCAAGAUCUACGCCGCCAAUGGACUGAUGCGAGCUGCGGCAUGGACUGCGUGCUGGAACGACAUGGAGAGGUGCGAUGUCGAGAUUCACCCCUGGGUUCCGGAGGAGGUCCGCAAGACACUUGAAAAGCGAGCACAAGAGGAACUGGAGGCAGACAAACGCAAGGAGAUGUACACCGUCGAGCUUCAACGACAAAUACAAGAAGCUGCCGCGAAGACAAAGAUUCUCGAGGAAGAGGCAAAGGCAAAGAAACGCCAGGAAGAGGCAGAGCUUCAGAAGAGCUUUGAAGAGGCUGCUGCCGCGUUGCAACGAAGUAUCGAAGAGAAGGCAGUGGAGAAGAAGAGAUUCCAGGAGGACCUCGAGACAAAACUCCAAGAGGCAAAAGAAGCUGUGCGUCUGGAAUUAGAGGCUAAGGCUCUCGCCGAAUCAGAUGCCGUCGCUGACCGCUUCCGUGCUCUGGAAACGCUUCUCAAGGAAAAGGAAAGAAAUGAGGCUGCCAUGCAUGCUGCAUCUUCCCAGUCUGGAACUUUACAGGUCCCCCUCAGCACACUGUUGAAAAACUACUUUUUCGUCCUCUUGGCCGAUAAGCGCAAUCUCGUCAUCAUUCUGCUGGGUGCUGCUGUUGCAUACCUGUCGAUGAACUUGACUUUCGGACAGCAGGCUUCAUCUUCCCAGAUGCUCGAAUUGCCCAACGAAGUCGUCAUGGCAAACAUGCCGAAUGCCGUCACCGCUACUAUGACUGCGACUUCCUACUCCACUCUGACUGUCACCGCGUUCCAAACCGCGGCCGUCAUGCAGGAAACUGCCGUACCCGUCGCAGUCGUCGCAGAGCCGGAGAUUGGGAUCCCUGAGGUCGUUCUUCCAGAGGUCAUCAUCCCUGAACCCAAGGUUAUCGAUGCCGUUGUCGAAGAGUCUCCCAUGCCAACCACCCCUGCCGUUGAAGAACAAGAAGAAGCCCUUCCCACCAGUCCAGCCGUCGAGCUUCUCGAUCCCGUUGACCAACCUGCUCCUGUCACGGAACUCAAAAUGGAACUCAUCACUUCUUCCCCAGUCGUCGAAGACGUUGCCAAUAUCAGUCACGUACCCGCCAUGAAGGCUUGCGUGCUAGAGCCCGUCUUCCAACUCGGUCCUGCUCACUGCGCUGCAAGUGCACUUUGA